CUGACGGACUCAGCCCUGGGACGCGGCCACUGAGCAGAGGGCGACAGUGGCCACCCGGGUGUUCCACCCCACCCAAAACUCAGCCCCACUGGGGGUUCUGCACCCAGGUAAGAGUUCCACGGGGACACUCGUGUGGGGUGCAGGAGGUAGGAGCUGGGCGGCAGGGUUAGGAGGGUUUGGGGACCAAGGGAGUGGGAGGGCAGAGCAGAGCCCACCCCUGUGGCAUCAGGACACCCCCUUGUUUGUGGCCGACACGCCCCCUGUUCUGGCUCAGCCCGUCGUCAUCACUUCGGGGAUCCUUGCGGGGGGCACCUUCAGGCAGGAUUUGGGGUUCGUUGCAGCCCAGACCAGGGCUGCAGGAUGCCCGCAGCGCUUGUGGCCGGGACUGCUGGCUCAGAGGACAGCCGAGAUAAAGCUGCAGCAAUCCCGCAGGGCUGCGGGAGAGAUAAGAGCAAGACAGGAAGCCCGGGGGACCUGCCUGCUGCUGACACCUGCCCCUCCCACCUUUAUGGACGCCGUGGUCAUUCCCCAAAACUACUUUCGAGUCUGGGAGCCACUUCAGUCCCUUCUUCCCCCUGCCAACAUCAAGGGCAUCAUCAGAUACCAACCCUUGGGCAUGGAGGCAUAGGACAGGGCAUAGGGCUUAGCUGUGCCACCACUUUAUGUCCUGCCCUGUCCCCCCAAGCCCCCAGUCCCCUGUCCCAUCUCUGUACCCCUUUUUCCAUCCCCAGGAGGACCUUGGGAGUGUGGAGACCCCCAAGGCAGGGAGGCAAAGCCAGGAGUGGGAGUGACCCAGGCUUCCAGCUGGGGGUCCCCUUGCUGUGGUGGUACCUGUCACCAUGGUGGAGCUCAGCGCCAAAGUCUCCAGGACACUGAACAAGACCACACCGGGCAUCCAGAUAUGGCGAAUUGAGAACAUGGAGAUGGUGCCAGUGCCCACCAAAAGCUACGGCAACUUCUACGAGGGGGAUUGCUACGUCCUGCUGUCGAUACGCAAGUCUGGGAGCAGCUUCAGCUACGACAUCCACUACUGGCUGGGCAAGGAGUCAAGCCAGGAUGAGCAGGGGGCAGCUGCAAUCUACACCACCCAGAUGGAUGAUCACCUGGACUCAAGGGCCGUGCAGCACCGCGAGGUCCAGGGACACGAGAGUGAGACCUUCCGCACCUACUUCAAGCAGGGAAUCAUCUACAAGAAGGGUGGGGUGGCCUCAGGCAUGAAGCAUGUGGAGACAAACACCUACAACAUCCAGCGACUGCUGCACGUGAAGGGCAAGAAGAAUGUGGCGGCAGGAGAGGUGGAGAUGAGCUGGAAGAGCUUCAACAGAGGAGAUGUAUUCCUGCUGGACCUGGGUCAGCUCAUCAUCCAGUGGAAUGGCCCUGAGAGCAACCGAAAAGAGAGGCUGGGGGCAAUGAACCUGGCCAAGGAUAUCCGGGACCGGGAACGUGGGGGCCGUGCCAAGGUGGGCGUAGUGGAUGGUGAGGAUGAGGAGGCCUCACCAGAACUCAUGAAAGUCCUUAAGCAUGUGCUGGGUGAGAAGAGGGACAUCCAGCCAGCCAUCCCUGAUGACAAAGUGGACCAGAUACUCAAGUCCUCCCUCAAGCUCUACCACGUCUCCAAUGCCAGUGGGAACCUGGUCAUACAGGAGGUGGCAAUUCGACCCCUAACUCAAGACAUGCUCCUGCACGAGGACUGCUACAUCCUUGAUCAAGGAGGUACCAGGAUCUUUGUCUGGAAGGGCAAGAAUGCCAACAAGGAGGAGAAGCAGCAGGCGAUGAGCAGGGCGCUGGGCUUCAUCAAAGCCAAGAACUAUCCAGAGAGCACCAGUGUGGAAACAGAGAAUGAUGGGUCCGAGUCAGCUGUCUUCAGGCAGCUCUUCCAAAAAUGGACUCUCCCCAGCCAGACCAGUGGGUUGGGCAAGACCCACACCGUGGGCAAAGUGGCCAAGGUGGAGCAGGUGAAGUUUGAUGCUACCACCCUUCAUGCCAAGCCCCAGAUGGCUGCCCAGCAGAAGAUGGUGGACGAUGGAUCUGGAGAAGUGGAGGUCUGGCGUGUGGAGAACAAUGAGCUGGUGCCUGUGGAGAAGAAGUGGCUGGGCCAUUUCUAUGGUGGGGAUUGCUACUUGGUGCUCUACACCUAUUUUGUGGGGCCCAAGGUGAACCGCAUCAUCUACAUCUGGCAGGGCCGCCAAGCCAGCACAGAUGAGCUGGCCGCCUCUGCCUACCACGCCGUCGCUCUGGACCAGAAGUACAACAAUGAGCCCGUGCAGAUCCGCGUCACCAUGGGCAAGGAGCCGGCCCACCUGAUGGCCAUCUUCAAGGGCAAGAUGGUGGUGUAUGCGGGUGGCACGUCUCGGACAGGCAGCACGGAGCCCACACCCUCCACACGCCUCUUCCAAGUGCAUGGCACCAAUGAGUACAACACCAAGGCCUUCGAGGUGCCUGUCCGUGCCUCCUCCCUCAACUCCAAUGAUGUCUUUGUGCUCAAAACCCCCAGCUGCUGCUAUCUCUGGUAUGGGAAGGGCUGCAGCGGGGAUGAACGUGAGAUGGCCAAGACUGUGGCUGACAUAAUCUCCAAAAUGGAGAAGCCAGUGAUUGCAGAAGGACAGGAGCCACCUGAGUUCUGGCUGGCCCUGGGGGGCAAGUCCCAAUAUGCCAGCAGCAAGAGGCUGCAGGAGGAGAACCCCUCUGUGUCCCCCCGACUCUUUGAGUGCUCCAACAAGACAGGCACCUUCUUGGCCACAGAGAUCUUAGACUUCACUCAGGAUGACCUGGAGGAGAGUGAUGUUUACCUACUAGACACCUGGGACCAGGUUUUCUUCUGGAUUGGGAAUGGUGCCAAUGAGUCAGAGAAGGAGGCGGCAGCAGUGAUGGCACAGGAGUACCUGCGGAGCCACCCCAGUGGGCGUGACCUUGACACCCCCAUCAUUGUGGUGAAGCAGGGUUAUGAGCCCCCCACCUUCACCGGCUGGUUCCUGGCCUGGGACCCUCUCAACUGGGACGACAAGAAAUCCUACGAGACACUGAGAGCUGAGCUGGGUGAUGAGAGCAGCCUUGGGCAGCUCACCUCAGUGAUCACAUCCAGGCAAGAGGUCUUCACUGCCACCACCACCCUUGUCCCCACUAAACUGGAGACCUUCCCCUUGGAUGUGCUGGUGAACACCUCAGCCGAUGACCUGCCUCGGGGCGUGGAUCCCAGCAGGAAAGAGGAUCACCUCUCGGAUGGGGACUUCCAGGCUGUUUUUGGCAUGAACCGCUCUGCCUUUAGCAACCUGCCUUUGUGGAAACAACAGAAGCUCAAGAAGGACAAAGGACUCUUCUAGGACAGGAGCCUGGGCACAGGGACAAUCCCAGCUCUUUAGUAAAUAAAACUGAGUUUGGAAAAUAGGGCUGUGGUCUCUCCCCUCCAACCCCAAGGCCCAGCCCCAGGUGUCGGGGUUAUUUGGUUCAGAGCUGGCACACAGGGAGAGACAGGUCUUGCCUGGGCACCGGCAGCACAGGAGAGGACCCUCAACUCCUUUUUUUCCCUGAGGCCUUCCUUUGUCCUCAUGAUCAGAAGUGAUGCACAGGCUGGGCAUGCUCGGGGAGCCAGGACUCUCCCACCCCAGCAG
Poecile atricapillus (Black-capped chickadee) is the source of this 3608-nucleotide messenger RNA. RefSeq names its product villin 1 (gene VIL1). Bases 840 to 3320 code for a protein of 826 amino acids. Gene Ontology annotation, molecular function: actin filament binding; phosphatidylinositol-4,5-bisphosphate binding. Lineage: Eukaryota; Metazoa; Chordata; Aves; Passeriformes; Paridae. Gene Ontology annotation, cellular component: cytoplasm; lamellipodium; actin cytoskeleton. Gene Ontology annotation, biological process: barbed-end actin filament capping; cytoskeleton organization; regulation of lamellipodium morphogenesis. The transcript has 20 exons. The record is from RefSeq and is a predicted model, not a curated record.